This is a messenger RNA of Didymodactylos carnosus, 1143 nucleotides long. NCBI's taxonomy places the organism in Eukaryota, Metazoa, Rotifera, Eurotatoria, Philodinida, Philodinidae. The record is from the annotation of a GenBank genome assembly.
AUGUCAGAACCCACUGAACUUCCAUUUCAUUCAACAGAUAAUAAUAAUACAACUAUGGCAGUUAAUAUUCCUUUAAAAGUAAUGUUUGCUGCUCCUGAUGUUGAUCUUCUUAGUCCACCGAGUAAACAUGAAUAUUACACACAAAAUAGCAAUAGUCCAAAACCACUGAUAUCAUUUGGUAUUAUAUCAGAUAUUCAAUAUGCCGACAAUGACGAUUGUUGGAAUUAUGAUAAAACUCGUUUGAGACGUUAUCGAAAUGCGUUAAAAUUAGUAAAUGAAGCAUGUUCACAAUGGAAAAAAAUUCAUGAUGAAACACCACUAUUAUUUAUUUUACAAUUAGGCGAUAUUAUUGAUGGUAUAUGUUUUCAAAAUAAAAAAUCUGAUGAAGAUUUACAAACAAUUUUAGAACCAUUUAAUCAAUUAAAAUCUGAUAUUCAUUGUCAAAUCUAUCAUCAUUGGGGUAAUCAUGAAUUUUAUAAUUUUAAACGAGAUACAUUACAUUCAUCACCAUUAUGUUCAUUUAAUACAAAACAAAUUUAUCCUGCAUAUUAUGGUACAUUUGAAGUAUGUAAACAUUUACGUGUUAUAUCACUUGAUACAUAUGAAACAAGUGCAUUAGGUGUGGAUGAAACAAGUACCAUUUAUCAACAAGCACUUGAUAUGUUGACAAAACAUAAUAAAAAUGAAGAUUUGAAUAGUCCAGAAAAUUUAAGAGGACAUCAAAAACGAUUUGUGUUAUUCAAUGGUGGCAUUAGUGAUAAACAAUUAGAAUGGUUAAAUAAACAAUUAACUGAAGCAUCAAAAAAUAAAGAAAAAGUUAUAAUUACAGGACACAUUCCAAUUCAUCCAAGUGCAUGUGAGCACUUGUGUUUAUUGUGGAAUUAUAAAGAAGUUCUUGAUACAUUGUGGCAAUAUGAUUGUGUUAUUGCUGUUAUAUGUGGUCAUGGUCAUGACGGCGGUUAUUUUCGUGAUCGUAAAAAUAUUCAUCAUUUAACAUUUCCAGCCAUUGUCGAAACGGAUCCAAAUACCAACGCUUUUGCUACUGCUCAUGUGUAUCCAGACUGUUUAUUAAUUCAAGGCGUUGGUCGUAUUAGUACAUAUCAAAUUGAUUGUCAAUUAGAAAAUAUUCUAACUUCAUCCUGA